CUGGGCUCACUGCUUCAGCCUGCCUUGUGACUCUGAGUCUCCCAUGUUCUGUUGUCUAAAACGACUUUUACUAAAUGCUUGUUAAAACAGGUCUUGCAUAAAUCUGAUUUGGUGGAGUUGAAGCUUUCCUUUAGUUUGGGGCCAUGGAGAACUUGGAGAAGCAGCUCAUUUGUCCCAUUUGCCUGGAAAUGUUUACGAAACCUGUUGUCAUCUUACCCUGCCAGCACAACCUUUGCAGAAAGUGUGCCAAUGAUGUUUUCCAG
Austrofundulus limnaeus is the source of this 263-nucleotide messenger RNA. Its product is annotated as E3 ubiquitin-protein ligase TRIM63. Gene Ontology annotation, cellular component: nucleoplasm. Gene Ontology annotation, molecular function: ubiquitin protein ligase activity. NCBI's taxonomy places the organism in Eukaryota, Metazoa, Chordata, Actinopteri, Cyprinodontiformes, Rivulidae. The record is from RefSeq and is a predicted model, not a curated record.